AUGGCAUCGGUUUCAUCUUUGGACAAAGACCUGCGCAAUAUGCGCCUGUCCCGCUAUACCCCGCAGGCAGCCGCCGAAGUACGUGACUGGGUCGAAGAUGUGUUGCGCGAGAAACUCCCUUCUACCGAUUUACUCGAAGGACUGAAAGAUGGAGUAGCCCUUUGCAAACUAGUCAAUUUAGCCGUAUCCCCGGGCGUGAAGUAUAAGCAGUCGUCAAUGCCAUUCGUCCAGAUGGAGAACAUCUCUCAUUUCCUACGUGCUUGUCAAAUGGCACCGAUCAGCCUCCCGCCGCACGACGUCUUUCUUACAGUUGAUCUCUACGAAGCGAAGGACCCCGCGCAGGUCCUCCAGUGCCUUGCAGCGUUUAGCCGGAGAGCCAACGCCUUGCAGCCUGGUGCUUUCCCACGUACCGUCGGUCCGCAAAGCAAGCGGGGGCUUGUAAGCCCCAAUGCGACGGGUACUUCGAGUCCAGGACCAUACAAUCGGCCAGGUCGCGCCUCGAGCAAUGUCAGCGAUACGAACUCUGGUCGACCGGGAAGUCAAUCAUCGGGGUCUUUUAGCUCUUGGAGUAAGAAGGAUGAUCAGUCGAAGACAGCACCGGCGUGGAAUAUUCAUCAGUAUGGCUACAUGGGCGGAGCUAGUCAAGGUAACCAGGGCAUUGCAUUUGGUGCUCGGCGUCAAAUAACUACCCCAGGCCCGGCUGUUCCAAGUUUGGCAGAGAAAGAGAAGCGCAGGAAAGAGGAAGAGGACAUAAUCCGCCAGAAUGCAGAGAGAGACGAAGCUGAACGGGUGCAUCAACGCGCAAUCGAAGAUCAGGAGGCUCGUGCUAAAGUCGAGGAGCAACGAAGAUGGGAGGAAGAGACCGAUCAGUUGAGAGAGAAGAAGCGACGCGAAAUGGAAGAUGAGAAGAGAAGAUGGGAUGAUGAAAAACGCCGAUGGGAGGCAGAGGAGCAACGCCGACUAGCCGAAGAGAAGGCGACUGAGGAACGCUUCGAGCAGGACCGACAACGUCGAAAGAGUGCAAACGAUUCUCGUCUUAACGGUCAAUUUCUCAGCCAGUAUCAAUCCGGUCAGACCAACAAUGUCCCACCUGCUGUGUCAACGGAAGAGACUCCCGAAAGCCGUCGCAUCAAAGAACUCGAGCGUGAGCUUGAACUGGCCAAAGAGCGUGAACGCAAGUACGAGACCGACCGACAAAGCACAGAACCACAAGACGAGAAUGACUCAGAACCUCGUAGCCAAAGCCGUGGACGUCCUGUCCCUGUCCCCCCAAAGCCAAGCUACAGCUUUUCGUCUCUCGAACAAGAACGCCGACUCCUUCGCGGUGAAUGGCAAAAGAAUCAAGAUUUGCCAUCAGCAGAGGAGACGACGGAUGAUUACGAAGAGCAAGCCCCCCCUCCACCUCCACGACCACUACCAGAGCCCGUGCCAACCCAACAGCAAGCACCAGCUCUUCCCGCCAGAGAACUACCGCCUGCACCUGCACCUCGCCCUCUCCCAGAUCCGGCAGCAUACUCUGCAAACCGUGGCCAAAGCCGCACCGACCGUUUCUUAAACUCGAACCCAGCUCCCGCAGCACCGGCCCCUGCUUCCCAUCAGCCACAAGACUACAGCACCACAUCUGAAGUAGACGCAGAAAACAGUCGCCGUGAAGCUUCACAGCAGAAGACGCGCGCUGGUGGCUGGGCUUCGAAAUCACUGCUCGAACGCGAGAUGGAACGUGAGCGGGAACGCCAACGUGAGUGGGAGGAUAACCAGAAGCAAACACAAGCAGCUGCGCGCGAUACCUCGCACGGCUCAGGCCCGGGUCAAACAUGGGAUGUUCAUCAGUAUGGCUACCUGGGCGGGGAUAAUCAGAACCGUGGAGGCACAGGAUUAGGUAUUGGAGGUGCCCGACGCCAAAUUAUUGGACCACGACCUCCCCCAUAA
Messenger RNA from Penicillium angulare, 1929 nucleotides. Its product is annotated as calponin homology domain protein. Gene Ontology annotation, molecular function: protein binding. The coding region runs from base 1 to 1929 and encodes 642 amino acids. Lineage: Eukaryota; Fungi; Ascomycota; Eurotiomycetes; Eurotiales; Aspergillaceae. The transcript has 2 exons. The record is from RefSeq and is a predicted model, not a curated record.